AUGGCACAUCAAUGCAGCUUAGAAAGAAUGACCGACAAGAUCGCCACAUUCUCCAAGUUUGGCGACGCGGGCCAUGGAGGAAUUACUCGAUAUACCAUGUCUGAAGAAGACACCUUAGCCAGGAAAGAGUUUCUCCGUCGUAUGACAGCGAUUGGUGCCCAAAUUGAGUACGAUGACGUAGCUAACAUCUACGCGACCCUUCCAGGGACAGACUCUACUGCGAAGAGAAUAGUGAUGGGUUCGCACUGUGACUCCGUUAAGAACGGAGGGAAUUACGAUGGGAUUUUGGGCGUGAUGAGUGCGAUGGAAGUCUUAGAGACAGUCCAUGCCAAUAAGAUAUCACACAAACACCCAUUGACUGCUAUGAUAUGGACCAAUGAAGAAGGGUCGUUAUAUAUGCCAGCUAUGAUGUGUUCAGGAAUAGUGUGUUACGAUAACUUGCCGGAGAAUAUUCGAAGCGGGUUUGUUGAGGAAGAUAUGAUGAAAAGUGCUUCUGUAGUCGACCACACGACCACUUUUGGUGAAAUGUUAGCGAAGAGCGAAUUUAAAGGAGAGAAAAAGAAUCGACUGUGUCCCGAAAAGUAUUUGUAUAUGUUCGAAACACAUAUUGAACAGGGACCCAUUUUGGAGAACCAUAAGAAACAAAUCGGAGUCGUCGACUGCGUACUGGGGAUGUUUAACUACGCGAUUAAAUUCUUCGGACAAACGGUCCACGCAGGAACGUUCCCGAUGAAUCAAAGACACGAUGCGUUCUUUGCAGCUGCUGAGGCCCUUGUGUAUCUCCAUACUGAAAUUGAUAAAUUGAAUAUCCCGGGGUUGGUGUAUACCACCGGUGAAGUUUCUUGCCAACCAAAUGUCCACACGUGCGUACCAAAGUAUUUCGAAUUCUCAAUUGAUGUGAGACACGUCGAUCCAAAGGAACUCGAGAAAGUCUUAGUUGUUGUGAAGAGUGUUGCUGAAAAGACUUGGGGCAAUGGAUGUAAGUGUGUAGUGGAGAAAGCGUGGAAUAGAGACACCGUUUACUUCAACAAGAAGCUUGUUGAGUAUGUGAAAGAGUCUGCUGAUGAUGCUAAGGUCGAUUACGAAUUCAUUCAUUCUGGUGCCGGACAUGAUGCACAAUUCUGUGCUUAUAGAAUCCCAACUACAAUGGUCUUUGUCAGAUCGAGAAAGGGACUCUCACACUGCGAAGAGGAAUAUUCCACACCAGAGGAUUGCACAGCUGGCGCUAGUGUUAUGCUUGGUGCUGUCAUUAAAGCUGAUAAGGAUUAA
Molecule: messenger RNA, 1269 nt
Organism: Entamoeba invadens IP1
Lineage: Eukaryota; Evosea; Mastigamoebida; Endamoebidae
Product: hydantoin utilization protein C, putative
Exons: 1
Coding region: 1-1269 (422 amino acids)
Molecular function (GO): hydrolase activity, acting on carbon-nitrogen (but not peptide) bonds, in linear amidines
Source: RefSeq, a predicted model, not a curated record